Messenger RNA from Danaus chrysippus (African queen), 483 nucleotides. Lineage: Eukaryota; Metazoa; Arthropoda; Insecta; Lepidoptera; Nymphalidae. The record is from the annotation of a GenBank genome assembly.
AUGGGCGACAUUGAAGACACACACUUUGAGACCGGGGACUCCGGAGCCUCAGCCACCUUCCCCAUGCAAUGCUCGGCCCUCCGCAAGAACGGGUUCGUGAUGCUGAAAGGUCGCCCCUGCAAGAUUGUAGAGAUGUCCACCUCCAAGACAGGGAAACAUGGUCACGCUAAGGUCCACUUGGUCGGCAUAGAUAUAUUCAAUGGAAAGAAGUAUGAGGAUAUAUGUCCUUCCACUCACAACAUGGACGUGCCUCACGUGAAGCGCGAGGACUACCAGCUGACGGACAUAUCGGACGACGGGUACCUCACGCUCAUGGCUGACAACGGGGACCUGCGCGAGGACCUCAAGAUACCCGACGGAGACCUCGGCCUGCAGCUACGGGCCGACUUUGACAGUGGCAAGGAGUUGUUGUGCACUGUCCUCAAGUCUUGCGGCGAGGAGUGUGUGAUCGCGGUGAAGGCAAACACGGCUCUCGACAAAUAA